Molecule: messenger RNA, 2347 nt
Organism: Drosophila montana
Lineage: Eukaryota; Metazoa; Arthropoda; Insecta; Diptera; Drosophilidae
Product: DM7 family protein GM11958
Exons: 2
Coding region: 104-2191 (695 amino acids)
Source: RefSeq, a predicted model, not a curated record
UUAGCCUGGCAGCACUCGACAUGGACAAUUCUCCCGUUUUGGCAGAUGGCAAUAGUUGGACAUCUCUGUUGUUAGCUGUCAACUGGUAAUAUGAAAAAAAAAAAUGAACAAAUUUCUGCAGCUCAAUAAAAACAUGAAUGUGUCCUCUGCUGCGCAGGAGCCGGACUGCAAUAACGCCGUGCUAUUGGGCAUUGCGACCGCUCCAGGCAAGAAGAAGAAGAAGAAGAAGAAUAAAAAGUGCCGCAAUGCUAUGCCGGAAUUCGUGACCAAUAGGAAGCCACGCUAUUUACCAAAUCUAAAGGAGCUCGUCUUCAACAGGGGCUACAUCGACGUGGACGCGAUUGUGAUGAGCACGCUGUCGCCGCUGGAGCAUCGCCAUGAUCCGGAGGCUGCAGCUCAGUUGCAGGAUGUGCACUGCAGGGUGUUCGAUUUGCCGCGUAAUCUGUUUCCACGGCACUCGCCGCUUAAUAAGAUCACGUAUUUGCCGCCGCAAUUGCUGCCCGGCGAAUUUGAGGCCGGCGGCGUCUUUCCGCCGGGUGUCCUGGCCCACAAAUACUAUCCGAACGGAUUGCUGCAGCAGCAUCAUCGCGGCCCGACACCGCCGCUCUUUGUGGGCCGUCGUCGCGUCGAGCGGCACAAUCUGCACAGGAGUCUGCCGUACACCUGUGCCGCCUACGUCGGCAUGCCGUUGUCCCAGAUACCGGUGCCGGUGCCGGUGUCGGUGUCGGUGCCGGUGUCGGUGCCGGUGCCGGUGCCCAACAACGGUGCCCCCAGCAACAACAGCAACAACAACAAAAAGAACAACUACAACAACAACAAUGCCCAGCUGCAUCCCGAUCUCAGUGUUGGGUACAUUAUCGCGCAUGCCGAUUCGCUGGCCAAGGUGGAUCGCUUUGCCCAUCAGCAGACCCAAUAUCGCAUAUAUGUGCCCGAUCUGAGCACAGUUCCGAUGAUGGUGCACUUCAAGACCAAGCUCUGCAUGACCGUCCUCUCCGAUGUGGUGCAUCCGCAUGAGUCUGAUGUGGCGUUUGCCGUUAUGCGCGAGAGUCCGACCAAAUUUCAGCUGCCCCAGGAGUAUUUCUCCAUGGAGGCCGGCUCGAUUAAACGUGCACCGGUAUUUUUGCCGCAUCGCUACCUGCCGCCCGGCUUCGAGGCGGGCUGUGUCUUUGGGCCCGGCACCUUGCCGGAGAGUCUGUUUGAAGGCCUGCUGAGGGAUGCGCCGCCCCAGAUGCAGCGCAAUGUGGCCAUUAUGCCACCAGUAUUCAUUGGCAUGUGGAAGGAGCAGGUGACGCCAUCGGUAUUCAUCUUUCCGCAGCAGAGCUUUAUGGUGAACAUGGCACCAGCUUCACCAACACCAAUCCAGGUGCCGCCGGCUCAGCUGUCUGUGCUCGACGAGCUUAAGAUGGCGCGCAAGGAGCUGAAGCCGUUGCCCAAGCUCUUUGAGCUAGAGCAGAAGCUCAAUUUUCCUGACAGCCAAAUGCAAAAGCGGCAAAACGAUGAAAGGCAGACAGACGAGCAGGAGGAUGAUGAGGAGGACGAUCUGGACGAGGAACUUGAGGAGGAACAGGAGGAGGAGGAGGACGAAGAGGAAGAGGAGGAGGAGGAGGAGACUGAGGACAUCGGGGAGGAAGAGUUUGAAUUUGAGGAAGAAUAUUUAGAAGAGUCCUUGGAAGAAUUAGACGAGGAUGAGCUGACACAGCAUAAUGAGCCAUCCGACGACAACGAAGACGACCGUUCGACAACGCCCUUCUACAACGACGGGGACGACGGGGAGGACGAUCGCGAUACAACGCCAUUCGAUGGCUGCGCCAAGGAGGCCGGCGGCGCCAAGGCAUUGGAAAAACCGGCAGAGCCAAUGAAAGCCCGUAGCAAUAUGGGUCUGUGGUUCUUCACACUGAGCGGCCAGCCCGAGGACAUUGUCGGUAUGCUCAAGAAACUGGAAAACGCCGGCAUCAAGCUGGCCUCCAACUAUGUUGACCAGCAUGUCAUACGCCGUGCCCAGGUGCAAUGGCUCGAUCUGAUGCUGCGCCGCGACGAGAUACGCGCCCAAAUGGCAUCGACGGGCAUGCUGCGCGCCCGUAAACCGAAUCCAAGUCCGGUGCCAAGCACAACGAAUCCGAACCAGGAACGAUCCGCAGAGCGCAAGAGGCGCGGCAAGAAGUGCGCCGAAUGCGGCUUGCAAUGUAAUUAGUAUGAGAAAGCGAACGCAGAAAUUCAAGUUCGAUUAAUUUCAAGAAUCGCGCUCUAUCGCACAACUAUCGAUACAUAUCGAAAUACACCUUUAUGCACAUACAUGUCGCGCGAUCGUACCUUGCCAAAAAUAAAUCACAUAUAUAUAUAUAUAUUA